Messenger RNA from Spirodela intermedia, 2589 nucleotides. NCBI's taxonomy places the organism in Eukaryota, Viridiplantae, Streptophyta, Magnoliopsida, Alismatales, Araceae. The record is from the annotation of a GenBank genome assembly.
AUGGCCAUGAAAAAUUAUUAUAUCCCUGAUUCAUUUCAAAGAGCAUCCAAUAUUAGAGUCCCAUUAGCACCCAAUGUUAAAUUCGAAAUAAAUCCAGGAAUUUUUCAAAUGCUCCCUAAUUUUCAUGGAUUGCCUUUAGAGGAACCUCAUCAGCACUUAGAAAAAUUUCAUAUGGUCUGUGAUUUAGUUAAUCUCCCUCAAGUUACACCGAAAAUUAUUAAGAUGAAAUUAUUCCCUCAUACACUUAGGGACAAAGCUAGCCAUUGGCUAUCCACAUUAGAUAGAGAAUUAACUAGCUAGAAAGACAUAGAAUAGGCAUUUCUUCGAAAAUUUUAUCCCUUAGGAAAAACUCAAAAUAUGAGAAAACAUAUAUGGAGUUUUUCUCAAAGACCAAGAGAAACUUUGCAUGAGACAUGGGAAAAAUUUAAAGAUUUACUUAGAAAGUGUCCUCAUCAUGCUAUACCCAAGUGGCAGCUCAAUAGAAUUUUUUAUGAUGGAUUAUUAGAACAACAUAGAAAUAUGGUUGAUUCUAUAUGUGGAGGAGCUUUUAUGAAGAAAACUCCUGAUGAGAUUUACAGUCUUUAUGAGAAUUUAAGUGAAAAUUCUAGAGAUCAAGCCUCUUUUGAAUUAUAUGACAGGGAUAAGAAGAGAGGAAUUUAUGAAUUGCAUCAUGAUGAUGAUUCUAAACUUAGAAAUGAGGUUAAUCAGAUUAAUCAAAGAUUAGAAAAAAUUGAUUUACUUAUUGACAAUAUUAGAAAGCCUUUUAACCCUCAACUUAAUUCAAAUAGUACAUGUCCUAUGUAUGGUGAAAAUGAUUAUUUUGAAUUUCAAUGUUAUAAUUUAGAUCAAUCAUUUCACCCUAUGCAAGAAUAAGUGCAAGUAGCUCACGGUUUUAAUAGAAACAUGGAACCUUUUUCAAAUUCUUAUAAUCCUAAUUGGAGGAAUAAUUUUUCAUGGAGAGACCCAAAUAAUAUUCAAAAUCCAGAAGCACUUAGACCCAAUUCAAACUCUAAAUUUCGUCCAAAACAAGAAAACAGAUUUCAGAAAAAUUAGCCCUCUCAAAUCCAACCUGAUGCUAUGGAAAUGAUGCAGCAAAUGAGCCAAAUGAUGCAACAAACUAUGAAUCAAAUGAUGCUGCACCAGAAACAAAUUAUAGAGGCUCUUGGGAAUAAGAGAGAAGAGGGACAACUACCUAGUCAGCCCAUAGAAAAUCCAGGGAACCGCCCAACAAUAGGAUUUCAGCAAGCGGAGUCUAGUAGCAUGAAUCUAGGAAAAAACCCACGAAAUGAAAAUGUUAGGAUAGUGAAUGCAUUAAGGAGUGGUAAGAUCUUACCUGAUCCUUAUCCCCAAACAUUAGAAGAAAAAGAAAACGUGGACAAACCAAAACAAAAUCAAAUAGGAGUAGAAGAGGAUUUUAUAGAUUCUACCCAAGAAAUUUCGAAAGAGAGGACGACCAUUCCAUUUCCUAAAGCUCUAGAGCCUAGACAAAGAAAGAAAAAGGAACACAAUGAAGAAAUAAAGAAAAUUUUACAAGAUGUGCAAAUUAGCCUUCCUUUACUCACUGCCAUUGAACAUAUUCUUGAAUAUGCUAGAGUUUUGAAAGAAAUGUGUACACCAAAAAGGGCACCUAGAGUAGAAAAAUUAUCUAUGCAUGCUAGUGCAUUAUUAUUAAAUCAAUUACCAUAUAAAUUGAGAGAUACAGGUGCCCCUUUAAUUUCGUGUGAUAUUGGUGGAUUCAUUUUUCAGAAUGCAUUACUUGACACCGGUGCUAGUAUUAAUUUAUUACCUGCAAGUAUUUGUGAUAAAUUUAAUAUUUCUGAUCUUAAACCUUCUACUGUUACCUUACAAUUUGCUGAUAGAUCCAUAAAACAUCCUAAAGGUAUUUUAGAAAAUGUGAUAGUGACAGUUAAAGGGUGUAAAUUUCCAGCUGAUUUUGUAGUGCUGAAAAUGGAUUUUAAUGGACAGUUUUAUGAUACGCCAAUCAUCCUAGGGAGACCAUUUUUGCAUACAGCAAAGAUGAAUAUUGAUUUUCCCACAGGUAUUGCAAAAAUUUCAUGUGGAGAUCAAUCAGUAGAAAUUAAAAUUUUUGAGGUACCAAAUGAUCUUAAGAAAUCACAAGUAUAUGAUUGUCAUACCAUAGAUCUUCUAGAUUAUUUUGAUGAUCCAGAUGUUAUUGAUGACUGUGUGCUGGAAGAAUUAGAGGAAAUAGAGAAUAUAAAUUUGGGAGAAAAGAAAGAAGAAGAUCAUCUGAAUUUAGAGUUGAAACCUCUUCCCUCUAGUUUAAAAUAUAUGUUUUUGGAGGAAAAUAAUUCAUUUCCUAUUAUUAUUGUAGCUGAUUUGAGUGAUGAACAGGAAGAAGAAUUAUUAGAUGUACCUCGAAAAAAUAAGAAGGCUAUGGGCUGGAAAAAGGACGAUCUAAGGGGCAUUGAUAUGAGUGUAUGCAUGCAUAGUAUAUAUCUAGAGGAGGGGGCCAGAACUAGCAGGGAACCACAACGAAGAUUAAAUCCUAACAUGAUGGAAAUUGUAAAAAAAGAAAUUUUAAAGUGGCUGGCUGCUGAUAUUAUUUAUCCUAUUUUAGAUAGCAAAUGA